AUAGUUGCGAACAUCAAAAUCCUUUUCUUGAGCGGUUUGUUCUCUCCAGAUUUUAAUUAAAUCAUUCCGUAAAAAUUAAAUUUUCAAAGAAAAUUUCCAAUAUAGCACGCUUAUGGUUGUGUAUGGCUUCAAAUAUUACCGUUGUGUAAUCUAUAUGAAUUACUCGUCCGGACAACGAAACCCGGAAGGUGGGCAAAGGUGGGCAAAAAAAGUUACAGAACUUCAAAAAUUGUAUAGACUCUUAAUUCUUAAUUCAAAUGGUUCUCCAGUGUUUAUUGGGUAUUGUUAACAAAAAAUUCUUUAAGUGUUGCAUAUACACAUAUAGUGCUGACAACUGUUGACAAUUCUCAAAAAAAAUAAACUCGGUUGAAAACAAACAGAGCUAAAACACGUAAUCUUAAAAAAAUUGCAUUAUGUGCAAAGUCCUGGAAUCAUCUUUUGCUUUGAAAAGACUGCUCUGUUAAGCUGGAGAAAUUUUCUCAAAUGAAAUAAAUUGGGUGGUUUCAUAGUUGUCAAUCAUUCCUUAUAACUGUGAAAAGUCCAGUUUGUCUCUUAAUUGCAUUCAAAUUUCAACCAAAUGUCCACCUAGAUGGAUCAUUUUUACCACUGUGCGGCGCCCCUGGGCAAGAUUGCAAGUGGCGCCUCUAAAAAAAAAUUCAUCUAAAAACAAUUUUUUAAAAUCACGAAAAAAAGCAAUAGCAGAUUAUGUCUUACCUCUCAUACUUGUUAAUGCAUUUAUUAAAAAUGUGAAGUGUAUUAACUUAAAAAGGUUAACUUAAAAAAAAAAUUAAUUAUUCAUGUCAUUUAGGCUCAAUUGACAAGACUACCUUUAUCUCUGACUUUUUUGUUUAAACACAUUUAAAGAUUAGGUACAGUUGGUUUUAUUUGAACAAUAUUUUUUCAAAAACUUUUUCAACUAGGUACAUUAAUGUCGUUUUCGAUUGGAAUCACUCAAUGAUUCACUCAUUCUGAAAUCCAAUAAAAAACUUUGAAUCGCUUCCACCCAAUUCUAAAAUUUAAUAUCUGUAUUGGUGAAAAAUCAAAUAUUUUGUUUUUGUUUUUCCACUAGGAGAAUAAAAAACUUGCAGCACGCUUCUUAAUGAUUCCAGGCGCUUCCGGACAGCCAAUCGAAAACAACGUACCUUUAUAAGUAUAAGGUUUGUUCGUUGUGAGCUCUAGGGCACUCUGGGUCGCUCCAAAUUCGUUGUCAAGCGUUUUUUGUAGCUCUUUUUUCAACCAGAGUUAUUUCCUCUGUGUUCGAUGUUCGCUGAUGAAACUAAAGCUCUGAGGUGUUCGAUGUAAAAUGAAAACCCGAGAAACUCUGAUUUUUUUCACAGUUAAUUGAAAUGACUUAGAGUGCCCUGGAGGGGGGAACAACGAAUAGACCUUUUUUUUUAUUCUCACACACAAACGUAGUUUUUAUGAGAAAUGGAGAAGCUGUCAAUUUUGGCAUUUCUGGAUUUUGGGUUUUCGGGAUUUUGUGUUUUUGGGUUUUCGGAAUUUAGGGUUUUCUGGAUUUUGGGCUUUCUGGAUUUUUAAUUUCGGGAUUCUGUCCGUCUCCCUUCUCUUUCCUUAUUCAUUAUUAUAGGGGCACCUUUGCAAAAAUUAAAUUGGUAGGAGGAAUAUUAGGAUUGCUUUAGUCUUUCAAAAGAAAUUGGGGCGCCUUGUUCUUCAAAGAUGAACGAAGAUUUUGGACACCAUUGUCCUUCCGGAAGCCAAAUAAAUUAACCCAAAAUUGGGGGGCGCCUUCAUUCUUCAAAAAGUUUAGGACAAACAAUACGAGCGCCGUUGAAAAUGUAAAAUAGAAAAAAAUUGGGGCGCCUUUGUGAAUGUAAAAAAAAAUAAAACAUCGAUUGAAAAGACUUCGUUAUUUAUAUAACAUUUGUAAAAGUUCGGGGCGCCUGCGGCGCCCCUCAAUUCUUGCGCCCCUGGGCGACGGCCCAGGCUGCCCCCCCCCUAAAACCGGCUCUGGGGUGACCCAAAGUACAAAUUAAUGAAUUCAAUUAAUAAAAAUCUAUAAAAAUACAUACAAAAUUUACAUUUCUAUAAUUAAUUUAGGGCCAAUUUUUCAAUAGUCAGUAAACAGUCAGUUAGUACUUAUUGCCCAGAUAGAGAGAAAAUCAAUUUUUCAACAGUCAGAUAUAGCUUAUUCCUAGGAAUAAAACAUUUAUUAGAGGAAUAAAACUAUCUGCUUCUUUCAGAGGCGAAUAAAACUUAUUCUAAGGAAUAAUCUCAACAAUUUGUCAACUGUCAGAGCUCUUUUGAAAAUAUAGAUAAAAUGGAUUUCUUUGAGAUUAUAGAUGACCAUAUAAUUGAAGAAGAGAAUGCAAACGGUUUAUUCCAUUUUCAAGGAAAAAGAGGGUAGUCAGAUAUAGGCCUAAUCAUUUUUUGAAAUGGGAAGACGUGGAUUUUCGAAGAAGAUUCCGAUUAAAAAAAGAUACGGUGGAGUAUCUCCUGACAUUAAUAGAAGAUAAGAUUGUGAACAAAACUGAAAGGUAAGAUUACUAGAUGACUUCAACAAAAAUAUAAUUUUCAAACGUGUGUUUGUUCCCACUCUAAUUUUCUUCCCAUAGAAAUCAGAGUGUUCCUCCCCUAUCACAACUAUUAAUAGCUCUCAGAUUCUAUGCAUCUGGAAGUUUUUAUAUUUCAAUCGGGGAUUUUGCGGGUGUUGAUGCAUCUACAGUCUGCAACAUAAUUAAAAGAGUUACGGGGGCCAUUGCCACUUUGAGGCCAAGAUAUAUUAAAAUGCCAACUACACAAAACGAAAUAUUAUCAGUUCAACAAGACUUUUUUCAACUCGCAAAGUUUCCUAGAGUUGUUUCAGCAAUUGAUUGUACUCACGUACGAAUUAUUUCACCAGGUGGAGAUACAGCUGAAAACUUCCGAAAUCGAAAAGGUUAUUUUUCAAUUAACGUUCAAGUUUUGUGCGCAUGUAAUUUAAAAAUUCAAGAUAUCGUUACGAGGUGGCCUGGGUCUACACAUGAUAGCCUCAUAUUCUCCAAUUCUGCCAUCAAAUAUCAAUUCGAUAAUGGGCGUUUUAGAAAUGGCAUUUUGCUAGGCGAUGGUGGUUAUUUUUCAAAUGAUUACCUAAUGACUCCAUUGAAUGACCCUCAAACAAGAGCAGAACGCCUGUAUAAUGAGUCCCAAAUUAGAUCAAGAAAUGUUGUCGAGCGAUGUUUUGGAGUGUGGAAGCGACGAUUUCCUGUUUUAAGCAUCGGAAUGCGAUGUAGCUUACCCCUCGUUCAAGAUGUUAUCGUUGCAACUGCAGUAUUGCAUAACAUGGCUAUCGACAAAAACGAAGAUGAACCACCAGAAGAUCCGGAAGUAUAUAUGCAGCCUGAUGAAGUUAUUUCAGAAGAACAGUUAAAUUUUUCAAUCACUCGCAGUGGAACAAGAGAAAGAGACAUCAUUUUAGAAUACUUUGAAUCUCUUUCAUAA
Messenger RNA from Episyrphus balteatus (marmalade hoverfly), 3438 nucleotides. RefSeq names its product putative nuclease HARBI1. Bases 2746 to 3438 code for a protein of 230 amino acids. The transcript has 2 exons. The record is from RefSeq and is a predicted model, not a curated record. NCBI's taxonomy places the organism in Eukaryota, Metazoa, Arthropoda, Insecta, Diptera, Syrphidae.